Asparagus officinalis (garden asparagus) is the source of this 901-nucleotide messenger RNA. Its product is annotated as GATA transcription factor 28-like. Gene Ontology annotation, molecular function: sequence-specific DNA binding; zinc ion binding; protein binding. The coding region runs from base 1 to 723 and encodes 240 amino acids. NCBI's taxonomy places the organism in Eukaryota, Viridiplantae, Streptophyta, Magnoliopsida, Asparagales, Asparagaceae. The record is from RefSeq and is a predicted model, not a curated record. Gene Ontology annotation, biological process: regulation of DNA-templated transcription. The transcript is spliced from 9 exons.
AUGCACGUGCAGCCGCUGUCGAGUCAGUUGACGCUGUCGUUUCAGGGGGAGGUUUACGUGUUCGAUUCGGUUCAGCCUGAAAGGGUUCAAGCCGUUCUGCUGCUGCUGGGUGGUCAUGAAUUGCCCCCUGAUAUUUCUGUCAUGGCACUGCCGAAUAAUGUGAAUCACAGGCUUUCAAAUGAUCUUCCACGACCCUCCAUGAAUCCUCACAGAAUAGCUUCCAUUAUGCGGUAUCGGGAGAAGAGGAAAAACUUGUGUUUUGAUAAGAAAGUACUCUAUGACGUCAGAAGAGAUGUUGCUUCCAGAAUGAAACGACACAAAGGACAGUUUGCAUCAUCAAAGACAAAUCCUGAGGAAGCACUCUCACCCUCUUCAAGUGGUGAUCAUGCUCAGAGCAAUUCUCAGGAGGAAUCAGUUUCAAGCUUUUGCCAGCACUGUGGAAUUGCUAAAGGUUUGACUCCAAUGAUGCGUCGUGGACCAGAUGGGCCUAGAACUCUGUGCAAUGCUUGUGGGCUGACGUGGGCAAACAAGGGAACAUUCAGAAGUCUUCCUCAACCUGUAACUUCUGGCUGCCAGCAGUCUCCCAUUAACCCAACUGACCAGAGUGAUGCCAAUGAUUCUGAUAUUAGUAGCAAUGGCCAAAUGUUUUCUGCAAUAUCAAACGGGCCUGAGUCCAGUAUGAUUGCUAGCAUAGAUGCAGCCAUGGAGUAUGCUGAUUGUUGAGGGCAUCAGAUGCUAUGAAGAUAGAUUUUGAGUAGAUAACCAAUGUUACAGUGUGUUUUCUGUUCAUAGAGAUCACAAGAAUAGCCUCAGAAGUAGAGUUUUACUGUAAUUAGAGCCUUCUAGAUAUGCCCCAAGUAUAUUCAUUUAUGAUUUUGUCUAUUAACUUUUUCAACUUUUC